Molecule: messenger RNA, 1162 nt
Organism: Rhagoletis zephyria (snowberry fruit fly)
Lineage: Eukaryota; Metazoa; Arthropoda; Insecta; Diptera; Tephritidae
Source: RefSeq, a predicted model, not a curated record
AUGACUGACGAUCAAGCAGUAUUUAUCGUAUUAUUUAAAGAUAUCGAUACGCCCUCCACUAGCCGUGGUGUUCAUCCACGAAAUGCGACUGUACUGUGCGUCGCUGAAGUACGCGGAAUGUGGAGCCUUCUAAAGGUAUCAAAGACUUUUGAUACGCGUGAAAAAUGUACCGCUUACGCAGAGGCACAGGGUCUAAUUUUGACCAGAAGAUUAUGCCGUACGCAUAAAAUCCCAGUGACGGUUUCACCAUUGGGUAACAACACGGUCGGCAGCUUUCGAUGCCGCAAAGGGAGCUGCCGUUCAAGAUCGGGCGUUUCUAGGGCCACUGGUACGUGGUUUGAAAAUGCCAAGCUUCCACUACCAGACAUUUUUUACGUAAUGUACGCCUACGCUUCGCACUGGAACCAGGCUGAAGUCCGAAAAGAAAGUAUUACCGAGGGAACCGUUUUGUCUAGCGCCACCAUCUGCGAUUGGUACAACUACUGUCGUGAGGCAGUUGUUUUGUAUCAAGUCGAUCAGCAGGAGGUGUUAGGCAAAAUUGGGGGCCCCGGUAAAAUUGUUCAGAUCGACGAGAGCAAGUUCGGGAAGCGAAAAUACCACAAAGGCAGGAGAGUGGAAGGCCAUUGGGUCUUAGGGAUGGUUGAGGACGGCAGCGACGAUCCGAGGUUGGAAGUCUGCCCAGAAAAUGUCCGGUCUGCUGAGGUGUUCAUACCCCUCAUUCAAAAACAUGUGGCCGAGGGUACAAUUAUUUGUACCGAUUUUUGGAAGGCGUACGAUUGCCUAGCGUACCACGGGUAUGAGCACAGAAAAGUAAACCACAGCGAUCCGGAUAACCCCUUUGUGGCAGACGACGGCACGCAUACUCAAAGGAUCGAAUCACAAUGGCGUGUGAUUAAAAGAUUUUUUAACAGAGACAACUAUAAUAAUCCUCCUAAUUUUGCGGAUAAAAUUAUAGAAUAUCUGUGGCGCAAAACAAUUGCUCGUAAGCAUGAGGACCCUUUCCUUAAACUUAUUGACGCAAUAAAAUAUACAUAUAAGCCUUAAAAAUGUGUUUCAGUAUUUUAUGGGGGAAUAUGACCCCAAUCCCCCUACUAUUUAUUUUUAUCUGAACAAAAGAACCUUAUCGUAUUUUCCUUUUAAUCGUAUUUUCUUUUGGUCUUGC